UCAAUUGGGGAGAACGUUCGAUGGGUCUUGCCAGGAAGCUAAUCUUGAAGACAUAUGCUGUACCGUCUUGAACAGUGGGUCUUGCAAGUGCUGACGAUAAUGCGCGGGACAGCAUGACUGGUGGACUCAAGGACGGUGAAACUGACGAGGGAUUUCUUCACUCGCAGUUCAUCAGGAAACAAGGGAACAUAUACAAACCAAAUAACAAAGAGAUGGAUAACGACAGUAUGAGCGGGAUGAAGACGAUGCAGGACGUCCACACGAAAGAGAUCGACCUGGUGAACCGGGACCCCAAAUACUUAAACGACGACGUUGUCAAGGUGGAGUUCGAGGAUGUGAUCGCGGAGCCUCCGGGGACAUACAGCUUCGAUGGCGUGUGGAAGGCCAGCUUCACCACUUUCACGGUGACCAAGUACUGGUGCUACCGUCUCCUUACCGCCCUGGUGGGAAUCCCGCUGGCGCUGGUCUGGGGCAUCUUCUUCGCCAUCCUGUCCUUCAUCCACAUCUGGGCGGUGGUGCCGUGCAUCAAGAGCUAUCUGAUCGAGAUCCACUGUGUCAGCCGUGUUUACUCCAUCUGCAUCCACACCUUCUGCGAUCCUCUGUUUGAAGCCAUGGGCAAGUGCUUCAGCAGCGUCCGCAUCAGCACCACCAAGGGGGUGUAGAAGAAGAGGAGGAAGAAGAGGAAAAUGAAUGGAGGAUGUGGGGAGGAUGGUGGGAAUGAGGUGAGGGCUGGAAACCAUAAUAUAUUUUAAAGGGAGAGAAGACACCUGAAGAAACUGAAAGAAAAGAGAGGGAGCAACCUUUUUUUGAUCAAAGAGGGUGAGACAUUUCUAGAGCUGUGGGCGGGAUGUUGGCGGCGAGGGGGCGGAGACACAGGGAGUACCUUGCCCCGCCUCUCUUUCUCCGUCUCCCUCUCGAUGACUAUCGUUUCUCUCUCCAGUGCUGGUUUAACCAACAACAGGGGCACAUGAUUAUGUCAAGUCAUUCCUUUGGGUCUUUGUUUAUAUUUUUCAUUUUGUUUUUUGUUAGUGUUGUUUAUCAUUGCAGGAGCACCACCACGCUAGCCACCCCACCCCCACUCCAUUAUUCCUAACAUUAUUCCGAAAUGUUGUGUGAUCCUUUCUCUGAUUAAUGACGGGUAUGAUUGGUUGAAUUAUUGAUUGAUUGAUGAGUUAGUUAAUUGAUUGAUAGGCUCAUAUGAUGGAUUUUGGUGUCCUCUCUGCUGGGUUUGUGUUCCUAUUUUUGGGAGGGUAAAUGCUUUGGGUGCGGGGGAAGGGAUAUCCCCGUGCCUGUCCCAUUGAGUUGUUUGGAGAGAGUUGACAAAUCCCACCUGACACAGCACAAAAUCCUAGAGCCAAAACCCUCUCAAUACCCCUCUCUCAGUCCCACUACCCCCCCCCACCUGACCCCCUCACACACCCUCCACCCCGCUAUGCCUGCCGUGACUCCGAGUCUGAAACACUGAACCUGCCCUUGUUUCUGCAUGCACCACCACCUCUGCAAAGCCACCGAGCCAACCAACACGCCGCUGUCAGUCUGCAUGUCCUGACAGACAGACAGGCAGGCAGACACACGGGUACAAGACAACCACCUGAUGACAUCAUAAUCACUCUCUCCAUCAACACUGUUUUGUUCCAGCUCCAAUCCAAGCAAGAGAGAUGAAAUUCUAUGACAACAACCAAGUCUACGAACGGAACAGCCUUCAUGGUAUAUACCAUUUUUCUAUGUGGCCGAGGAUUUUUUUUCAUGUUUGCCUUUGAAUCUCAAAAAAAUAUCACUUGAAGUUUGUUUCAUUACAUUCACACCUGUGGGAUCUUCUUUUAAACCACGUGAGGUCUCUUCUCUGUAGAGGGAGGGUUGAACUUUCAAUGUUGAUGCGCAUUUGCUGUAGCCGUAGCUAAAUAACCAUGCUUUAUCUACACUUUAUGAAGAACUUUUUGUUUUGAGCUUUGUUUGCCCAAUGUAUGCAACAUUUGAGUUGCGUUGUCUUUAAAAAAAAAAUUUUUUACUCCA
Molecule: messenger RNA, 2013 nt
Organism: Oncorhynchus gorbuscha (pink salmon)
Lineage: Eukaryota; Metazoa; Chordata; Actinopteri; Salmoniformes; Salmonidae
Product: caveolin-1-like
Exons: 4
Coding region: 114-662 (182 amino acids)
Biological process (GO): negative regulation of endothelial cell proliferation; caveola assembly; negative regulation of protein tyrosine kinase activity
Cellular component (GO): cytoplasmic vesicle; perinuclear region of cytoplasm; caveola
Molecular function (GO): transmembrane transporter binding; molecular adaptor activity; protein kinase binding
Source: RefSeq, a predicted model, not a curated record